CCACCGGGUACCAAGCUGGUCGUUGUGGUGGACAGAUGUGGGCGCAGUAUGCUUGCACCUGUGUCCCUGAGGAAGGGUGUGGGCGGGAGCACCUUAGAUUUGGGAGUUCUGAGAGGACACCUGGCCCAACCCCUUCAUUUUCACAUAAAGAAAUGACGGCAGUAAGCACUCUGACACACCAGGCAGUACUUGUCUGCUUAACCCUCACACUCUAGGAAAUGGGCCCCCUCCUCAUCCCCAUUCUACAGAAGGGGAAACUGAGGAAUGAGGCACCUGACCAAGGUCUGGGAGUAGAACCAAGGCCAAUUGGCUCCAGUAUGUUUCCUGAAUUCCUUCCCACAGCGCUGUGUGUCCUGCUGAUUCUGUUGGAAGAUGGACCCCAGAGCACCAGGGCCUCUGCCUGUCGCCGGCCAUGCCCUGCAAACUCCUCAUGUGUCAAUGGCACUUCCUGUCGCUGUAACCCAGGAUUCAAAUCUGUAUCUGGGGAAAUCAACAUCGACCACAAGGAUGCUUGUGAAGACAUUGAUGAAUGUGAACAAGGCAAGCCAGGGACUCUCUGUGGAAGAGUCGCAGAGUGCCAUAACACGGAGGGGAGCUACUACUGCACAUGCAUCCCAGGACACAGGCUUGUUUCUGGGGCAGCAAAGUUCAGUAAUGCGAGUGAGAACACGUGUCAAGAUGUGGAUGAAUGUACCUCAGGAGAACAUUCCUGCCACAAUUCAACCCAAUGCAACAACACCAAGGGCAGCUAUGAGUGCCGCUGCCGCCCUGGCUGGAACCCGGUUCCUGGGUCCCCCAAUGGCCCAAACAACACCGUCUGUGAAGAGAUCUUCCCCACCUGGAUCCCGCCCCCUGGAAUCAAGAGCCAGAGUCUCUCUCACUUCUUUGAAAGAGUCCAGGACCUGCACAGAGACUUCAUGUCUGCCUCGGCCCAGGACACCAUCCAGGACAUCAUACAGGAGGUGGAUAAUCUCCUGGAGAACCCUGGGGACCUGCUUACUCUGCCCCAUUCAGAGCAGCACUGUGUGGCCACUAACCUGCUGACUGGCCGGGAGCACGUCCUGAGAGAGCUGAGCAAGGCCCUGCCCAAUGGGCCACUGACCUUCAGGACAGCUGCAGGAUCAGAACUGUCCCUGGAGGUAAAGGAGCAAGGAGACAAGAAUGUCACCCUGAGCAAUAAUCAGGCAAAGAUGCUGGUGAACUGGGAUGUGGUGCAGGACUCAGGUGACUCAGGCCCUGCUGUAGUGGGCCUUGUCUCCUCUCCAGGAAUGGGCAAGUUGCUGGUUGGGGCCCACCUGGUCCUGGAAACUGAGGCGCAGUCAGUUCUGAAUGAGACACACAAGGGCCUGCUGCAGAAAGACUCCCCCGUCCUGCUCUCAGAUGUCAUGUCUGCCUUUGUGAGCAACAAGGACACUCAGAACCUCAGCUCCCCAGUCACCUUUGUCUUCAAGCAUGUGAGUGCUGUGAUGCCGGAGCCAAGGCAGAAGGUGUUCUGUGUUUUCUGGGAGCCUGGCCAGAUGGGGUGUGGUCAUUGGUCCUCCAAAGGCUGCUGGAUGGUGGGCACCAGAGACACCAGCACCACUUGCCAAUGCAGCCACCUCAGCAGUUUUGCCAUCCUCAUGGCCCACCAUGAUGUGAAGGAAGAGGAUCCCGCCUUGGUUGUGAUCACCUAUGUGGGGCUGAGCCUCUCUCUGCUGUGCCUCCUCCUGGCGGCCCUCACCUUCCUGCUGUGCAAAGCCAUCCAGAACACCAGCACCUCAGUCCACCUGCAGCUCUCACUCUGCCUCUUCCUGGCCCACCUGCUCUUCCUCAAGGCCAUUGACAGAACUAAGAACAAGGUGCUGUGCGCCAUCAUCGCGGGUGCCUUACACUAUCUCUACCUGGCCUCCUUCACCUGGAUGCUGCUGGAGGGCCUGCACCUCUUCCUCACCGCACGCAACCUGACGGUGGUCAACUACUCCAAUGUGAGCAGGUUCAUGAGGAAGUUCAUGCUCCCUGUGGGCUACGGAGUCCCAGCUGUGAUUGUGGCCAUUUCUGCAGCAUCCAGGCCUUGCCUUUAUGGAACACCUACACGCUGCUGGCUCCACCCAGAAAAGGGAUUUAUAUGGGGCUUCCUCGGACCAGUCUGUGCCAUCCUCUUUGUCAAUCUAGCUUUCUUUCUGAUGACCCUCUGGAUUUUGAAAAGCAAACUCUCUUCGCUCAACAGUGAUGUGUCCACCCUCAAGAAUACAAGGAUGCUGACAUUUAAAGCGAUAGCUCAGCUCUUCAUCUUGGGCUGCACAUGGUGUCUGGGAAUCCUGCAGGUGGGUCCAGCUGCUCACGCCAUGGCCUAUCUCUUCACCAUCAUCAACAGCCUGCAGGGCGUCUUCAUCUUCCUGGUGUACUGUCUCCUCAACCAGCAGGUCCGGGAGCAAUACAGGAAAUGGUGGAAAGGAGUCAGGAAAACCAAAGCUGACUCUGAGAAGUACACACUCUCCAGCAGAGCCAUGUCAGAUGUCCCUAAACACAAUGUGGUAAAAGAUGAUGGAAUGACAGCAGAAAGGAGAAAAUUAAGUCAAUUCUAAGAAAACUAAAGAACAACAUGACUCAGUUACAAAUAACUUUGUGUGUGGCUUGUUCCAUCCAUCCAUCCAUCCAUCCAUCAUCUUUGAAGCAAGUCAACCUGCCAAGUGUUGAGGAUCACCACUGCCCACUUCUCCAUAUCUUAAUUUUUCUUUCCAAAUUUCUGCCUGCUCCAGCCCUACCUGUGCAAUACACAUUGCUAUGUCCAUGUGCUUUGGCUAUCAGUUACACAAAAAUGAAUAUAGCAAGUUCCUUGCCAUCAGGGCACUCAUGUUCCAUGGCAGUGUUACUCAAAAUGUGGUGCAUGAACUGGUAUUGGCCCUUGAGGAAAAAAGAACCUUGGGAUAGACUGUAAAUCAACAACAUCACUAAGCUUUAGUUCAACUGACAUUUAUUCCAUAACAAGAUUUUAUCAAUAAAGGAAGCAGUGUGUUGUGUAACUUUCUGGUGCAAGCUCCUGCUCUCCAUGCAGACUGUCACCACUGCUGAGUACUGGUCUAGAGUCUUCUUUCAAAGUAGAUUUCAUGACAAAUGUCAAAACCAAUUGAUAAGGCCUAGCUGUAUGGUUCUGUUAAUGUUGAAGAGAGAGACAACGGAGUUGGUCUCAGAGAUAUUUUGAAAAUGCUACCCAGCUGGCUUUAAAGAUGGGAGAAGGAACAUGAGCCAAGGGAUGUGGGGGGCCAGGAGCACUAACAGGCAUUAGAAACAGACCCUCUCCUGAGCCUCUAGAAAAACCAUAGCCUGCACACCCCUGGAUUAGUCAGUGAGACUCAUUUCAAGCUUCUGAGAGCUACACUGUAAGAGUCUAUGUUUGUUUUAAACAACUAGCAUGGGAAUACUUUACUGCAGCUAUAAGAUUCUAAUAGAGAGACUUAUUCAAUAAAAUUUGUCUGAGGAAA
Molecule: messenger RNA, 3461 nt
Organism: Myotis daubentonii (Daubenton's bat)
Lineage: Eukaryota; Metazoa; Chordata; Mammalia; Chiroptera; Vespertilionidae
Product: adhesion G protein-coupled receptor E2-like
Exons: 19
Coding region: 219-2564 (781 amino acids)
Biological process (GO): adenylate cyclase-activating G protein-coupled receptor signaling pathway; cell surface receptor signaling pathway
Cellular component (GO): plasma membrane
Molecular function (GO): G protein-coupled receptor activity; calcium ion binding
Source: RefSeq, a predicted model, not a curated record